AUGGCCACGUGCAGAGAUAUUGAAAACAUUAUCGGAAGCGUUCUCUCCAAGUUUAAUAUUAAGGAACUGAAAAAAGAACAGCGUCAGUUAUUAGAUUAUCUUCUUAGAGGCGAAGAUUGCGUGGCUGUUUUGCCAACUGGAUAUGGAAAAUCACUACCAUACCAAAUCUUUGCACCUAUAUAUCACCAACAAGGAGACGAGAAAGCUGUCGUUUUGGUGUGCUGUCCCCUCAUUGCUCUUAUGGAGGAUAAGGUGCAGCGGAUACAGAAGAUUCAGUUUGUAUCCGCUGAAUAUAUAGGUAGCAAAGCUGACUUUGAUCUGAAAGCACACAACAUUGAUGUGGUAUUUGCAUCCCCAGAACUCUUAGUCGGAAGUGAAACAUGCAGAGAGGCUAUACAAUCUUUGAAUGUGAAAGUCAUAGUCAUAGAUGAAUUUCACACCAUUGCUACAUGCAGCUAUGUUGGCAUUAAGUGCAACUUGUACACAAAAAAUGAAGAAGAUUUUGAAAGUGUUGAACAUGACAGAAUGUCCUAA
Messenger RNA from Saccostrea echinata, 534 nucleotides. RefSeq names its product probable ATP-dependent DNA helicase RecS. Gene Ontology annotation, cellular component: cytoplasm; chromosome. Gene Ontology annotation, molecular function: four-way junction helicase activity; ATP binding; nucleic acid binding. The transcript is spliced from 3 exons. Lineage: Eukaryota; Metazoa; Mollusca; Bivalvia; Ostreida; Ostreidae. The coding region runs from base 1 to 534 and encodes 177 amino acids. The record is from RefSeq and is a predicted model, not a curated record. Gene Ontology annotation, biological process: double-strand break repair via homologous recombination.